Molecule: messenger RNA, 1287 nt
Organism: Entrophospora sp. SA101
Lineage: Eukaryota; Fungi; Glomeromycota; Glomeromycetes; Entrophosporales; Entrophosporaceae
Source: the annotation of a GenBank genome assembly
AUGAAGCCAGGGGGAACGCCAAAGAUUAAGGACAAAAUUCGGGAACUACAAGCAACUCGUCUCACCCACGAAAGAGCAAGUUUAGAGGAAUGGCUCGAAAAAGUAAUGGCCCUUCCGUGGUGGCAAACUUCUCCCGAAAAUCAAGAUUUAACUCUGGCCAAAAAAGAAUUGGACAGCGAGCAUUUUGGUUUAGAAAAAAUUAAGGAAAGAGUUUUGACCUAUUUAGCCGGCAAACAAAGAGCCGGAAAAAAGCAAACGCAAAUCCUUUGCUUAGUUGGUCCACCCGGCACUGGUAAAACUUCCUUAGCCCAAUCUAUCGCCAAAGCGACCGGGAGGAAGUUUGUAAAAAUCUCGGUUGGCGGGAUUAGCGAUGAAAGCCAAAUCCGGGGUCACUCCCGAACUUAUAUUGCGGCCAUGCCAGGAAAAAUUAUCCAGGGCAUGAAACAAGCCGAAGAUAUUCCUGCCCCUUUGCUCGACCGCAUGGAUGUCAUUCAACUUCCUCCUUAUACUACUUUGGAUAAAAUUCAAAUUGCCAAAAAUCAAUUAAUCCCGCGAACUUUGGCGAAAUACCAACUAACCAAGGACCAAUUAACUUUUACUGACGAAGCCAUUGAAGAAAUUAUCAAAUUUUACGUGCAAACUGGUGGCAUGCGGACAACGGCCAAGAUUUUUGAAAGAAUUGCUGGUGAAUUUGCUAAGAAGCAAAUAAUGGAUAACUUAAAGAGCGAAAUAAUUGAUUUAGCCAAAGUUCACCAGUAUCUAGGACCAAGAGAAACCAGUCACGGAGACUUAACUGAUUAUUCCCAAUCAGGAGUAAUUAACGGCAAAAUAAUGAACGAGUCAGCCAAAGUUGCUUAUCGUUACGUGCGGGCUAAUUACCCAGCCCUUGGCAUAACUGAGGCAGCGAUUAAAGAAAAUGAUGUUUUCCUUCACUUUCCCGAAGGAGCUACUCCUAAGGAUGGUCCCAGUGCCGGCAUUACGAUAACGACAGCCAUUAUUUCCGCCUUAAAAGGAAAAGUUAUUCCUCGCAAUUACAGUAUGACCGGAGAAAUUAGUUUUAAAGGAAAAGUUUUGGCAAUUGGUGGUUUACGGGAAAAAUUAACAGCGGCUUACGAGGACAAGUUUAUUAAUACCGUGUUUAUUCCUCGUGAAAAUGCUAAACAUUUGCCCGAAGUUCCCGCCCAAGUUAAAGAAAAAUUAACCAUUAUUCCCGUGGAUAAUUAUUUACAAGUAUGGGAGAAAAUAAAAGACAAUAUUAGCAGUGAUUAUCAACCAUUAAAUGCUUAA